This is a messenger RNA of Candidula unifasciata, 675 nucleotides long. Lineage: Eukaryota; Metazoa; Mollusca; Gastropoda; Stylommatophora; Geomitridae. The record is from the annotation of a GenBank genome assembly.
CCCCAAGUUGUGGAUGACGACCGACAGCCGGGUGUUGUUUAUAUCGGCCACGUACCUCAUGGUUUUUUCGAACGACAGCUCCGCAAAUAUUUUUCUCAAUUUGGGAGUGUUCAAGCAGUAAAGCUGUCCAGGUCAAAGAAGACUGGAAAUUCCAAAGGUUAUGCUUUUGUGAAAUUCCGGUAUGCUGCUGUUGCCAAAACUGUUGCAGAAACCUGUCAGAAUUAUUUAUUUUUCAAUAAACUCCUAAAGUGCGAGUACAAGCCUCUGAGUGAGGUGCAUGAGGACACCUUCCACUCCUACAAGUGGAAACCUAACCAUAAGAAUAAGAGGCAGCAUAAUUGUGCCAAAGACCCAGAGAAGCUUGAGGAGUCGCUGCAGAGAUCCGCCCGCAGGAAACAGGGCAAAUUAAAUAAAUUAAAGGACAUGGGUAUCGACAUCAAGUUGGACGAUGUCAUGAAAGUUCCGGAAGUGGCCACACGGAAACCAAAAGUUAAGAAGGCUGCAGCAGAAGAAGAGACAGCUGAUACAGAGGGUGCCACAAAGGAGAAAAUUGCCACUAAAAAAAGGACCAGACGCUUUCCCAGACAGACAAAAACACCACCGACUCAAACUAAAAGUACAGGAACGAGAAGAAAAACAAAACCACCACCCGCAAAGAAAGUAAAAAAGGAAUAG